Pararge aegeria (speckled wood butterfly) is the source of this 3209-nucleotide messenger RNA. RefSeq lists its product as uncharacterized. The record is from RefSeq and is a predicted model, not a curated record. Bases 202 to 2976 code for a protein of 924 amino acids. The transcript has 5 exons. NCBI's taxonomy places the organism in Eukaryota, Metazoa, Arthropoda, Insecta, Lepidoptera, Nymphalidae.
UGGCCGUUGCCCGUAACGAUACUUGAAAUUCAAAUAAAAUUGACGCUAGGUAAAGCUAACUUGUGAAAAAUCGUGCUACGGAUAAUCGUGCUGCCUUUAUAUAUUAAUUUUGUGUAACAAAGGCCUAUAAUUACGAAAUAAGAAAAUGCAGUUCAGUGCAAUUUUAUAAAUAUACAUUUUGAAAGCUUAUGUUUUGUGAAAAUGUCUGACACCGAUGAGGAAUUAGUGCCAAACAGUUUUCAAAAAUAUCCUCAUGACAAAAUCGCUGUUCAUACCCAGUUAUCUAAUGCAAAUAAAACAACCUACGGCUCAUACAAUAGCAUGAUGACACACUACAACAUGCAAAACCAAUUCAUGGGCUUAGACCAAAGGAGCAUGUAUCCUAGGAGAGCAACAUCCCCUAUGUCUGUUUGUAGUUUCCCCAAUACGAGAAUGCAAUUACAGCAGUCGUAUUCUCAGAGUGCCAUGAGCUCUAGGGGAUCAGUGUACAAUGCAAGAUGUCGAUCACCCAUGUCAGUUAGAAGUAUUGACUCCAAUGCUAGUGUUAGUGCUGCAGAUAUAGCAUUGGCUUUCAAAAAUAUUAAAUUCAAUAAAUAUGAUUUACGAAUAAUACAGGAUGCUUACAAUACUCAUAUGAAAAAUCGUAUGCGGAGAAGAAUUGGAAAAAGGCGGAAUUUAAAAUCAUUCAUUAAACACUGCAGAAGAAAUUCAGGUGGUGAGUCAGGGGCUGAAGGAAGUAACUCGUCUAUAAGCAGUGAUGAUUGUAGGUCAACUCGAUCAGCAUUUUAUACAAAUAAUCUAUCAAGAGCCAGAAGCAGGCCCACAAAAAUGGAUUUUAACAAAAUUACAACACAAGUGAGAGAAAAUCACAUUUAUAAAGACUGUACAGAAAACUUUAAAACUAAUUCUUUAAGGAAUCUUUUUCCUGCCCAUGACAGAAUUGUUAAUCGUGGUAUUAUGCCUUAUUGUAACCAACAAAGUGUUUCGUAUGACCAUAGAUACACUGAAGUACCACAACAUAAUGAUCAAUGCAAAAAACUUCAAAAUGAACCUAUUGUUACCCUAAAAGAUCGUUUAGCAAAAGAUGCUUCUUCACUUCUGCCAUUUCAAAGAUUUAAUAAAUCUGGUGUGAAUCCAACUUAUGAAAUUUCGUACACCGAAAAAAAGAAAACGGUCCAACAAACAGUGCAGAUAGAAGUUGCAAAUAACAAAAGAUAUGAUGAAACUGAUAUUGAAAGUGAUGACAUUUUUCCACAAAGUAUUAGUUGUAUAAAUUUGACACAAUCAAAUAGCUUACAGCAAAAAAAGGUCCUUGAAACCGAGAGCAACUAUCCUGAAAGGAAGAGAAGAAAAUUAUCAACAUCACCUACAAAUCAAAUAAAUGGACCUACUUCAAGAAAAAUAAAAAAAAAUAUUACAAAAGUUGAUGAAUUUAAAUUUAAGAAACCUCAAUUACCAAUGAAAAAAACUGGUCUUGUUAUCAAAAGCAAUGAACCAGAAAUAUUGAUUGCAAAGUCAUCUCAGCCUCUAGUUGGUAACUUAGAGCCUAUUAAAUGGAAGGAAAUGCCACAAAAAAUUAUUAAUGUAGAAGAUAAAGAAGACACCAGUAAUUUAGAAAAACAAGCAUCUCAGACUCAAAAUGACACAAUGAAUAACAAAACUGUAACUGACAUUUCACACAACUCCACUGAUGUUUCAAUGAAACCUAGUUUGAUGAAAAGAAAACUUUUCACCCAAAAACUGGAUAUAGUUGAAAAUAAGAAUAUCAUUAGUGAUAAUAUAAAUAGUCCCCAAACAAAGGUGCUAAGGGCAUGCCGGGAGAAAAAUAAAGUAAGAAAACUUACAUCACAGUCGUGUUUGAGCCGCGAUGUUCACGGCGAUGAUAAUUUUCUCGAUUUAUUACAUAAAAUUGUACCCCCUGAUCAGAUUAAGAAUCAAAAUCUCAACAAUACGAAUGUAGCAAAUAAUAAGCGAGCCAGUAAAAGAAGCUUGGAACAGAACAGCAAAUGGGAUGUCACUUUAGCAGUUUCUACUUGCAAUGACGAUGAUAAAAGUGCUACUUACACUGAUGAAGAAAUAUUUAAUGACCCACAAGGAACCAAAAAACUAAAGGAACAACAAAUAAAUAAAGCACAGAUUGGAACAGAAUUCAACAGUGAUGAUUUACAAAAGAAAAAAAAUGGAGUCACAUUAAAGUGUAAAGUAGUAGCACAGAUAUUGCCAGACACUUUUAAUUCAAUGAAUUACAACGCUGAACUGAGAGAAAAACAGUGUCAAGACAAGAGAACAGUAAUGAAUUGUGUAAAAUCAUUUUGGGAUACAGACUUUGAAAGUGACAUGGAUGAUCGGAUAAGUUAUACUUCAAAAAGGACAUUUGAAAAUGACAAAAUUCCAAGAGACUUUAUCCAAGGGAAUGACGUAAUUGUCACCAAGAUGAAACCUCGAGGCACUCUUUUGUCUGUAAGAAAUUCUCGAAACCUUAGUAUUAACCAGAGCGCGAAAUCAAAUGUAAGCCAAAAUCCAAAAGUUAAAAGCCAUAAGGAUAAUCUAAAUGAAAAUAAAGAGAAUAAUAAUGACAUUAAUGAGCUGAAUCGAAGUACUCGAUCACGCUCGAAAAAUAAAGAAGCAGAAAUGCAUCACUCAAAAGACAAAAAGAGUGUCAAUAAUAAACUUAAAGAAAACCAAACCAAACAACAAAUAACAAAAAAUCUAAAAAGUAGCAAACAGGAAAAACUUAAACCAAAACCACCUUCCAGUACAAAGAAAAAAGAUUCUCAAUCAAUAUUUAAUAUAUCAAGAGAAAGCCUGAGGCCAAAAAACAAAAGUAACACCAGCAUCUCACCUCCUAAGACAAACCGCAAUAUUAAAUCUGUAUCUAAUAACUGCAACACAUCUAGGGAAAGUAUAAGACUUAAGCAGAAAAGGGAAGCAAAGAUAAAUUGUAAAAACAAUGUUUCUAAAAACAAAAAAAAGUAAAUUUUAAGAUUAAAGUGGCCAUUGGAUAUAACAAUAGUAAUAAAUAUUUAUUAUUUUAUAAGAACUUCCACUUGUUAUACAUUAUAGCAUCAUAUAAACAAAUGUAUAGUAUAUCUAUGUCAAGAAGACUAUUCUGGUUUGGUUGUAGUAGUGCAGUGUACUACCAACUUGUGUAUUUGUGUGUGUAAAGUUAAAUUAAUUGAAAUAAAUGAUUUUAUUGUUAAAUAAAUUUA